GGUUGAGAAUCGAAAUAACAAAAAUGUACAAACCUUUUCUUCGUUCAUUCAAAAAUGUCACAACGGCCACUCGCACACCCUUCUUCCCGCCAGAAACUCCAUUGCUCUUCUUCUACUCCUCAUCAUCACCACAAGGACAAGAUGAAGAAAACCAAAACCAACGUGAACAGCAGCAAAAUCAGAGGCAAAAGCAACCACCAUCGAUUUCCAAUUCAAAAUCUGCAAUUGGGUCUCCAUGUCGAGUCCAGAAGCUUAUAUCCUCACAAUCAGACCCUCUCCUGGCCAAAGAAAUCUUCGACUACGCCGCUUGCCAACCCAAUUUUCGCCACACUUAUUCUUCCUAUCUCAUUCUUAUCUUGAAACUUGGUCGCGCUAAGUAUUUUUCUCUCGUUGACGAUAUUCUCAUUCACCUUAAAUCCAGUCACCAUCCAGUCAAUGCAACUCUUUUUACUUAUCUAAUCAAAAUUUAUGCAGAAGCAGAUUUACCAGGAAAAGCUUUCAAAACAUUCUAUAAAAUGCUUGAGUUUGACUGCAAGCCUUUGCCUAAACACUUGAAUCGCAUUCUUGAAGUUCUUGUUGCUCACCGCAACCAUCUCCGGCCUGCUUUUGAUCUCUUUAAGAGUGCACAUAAGUAUGGUGUUUUGCCUAAUACCAAAUCCUACAACAUUUUGAUGCUUGCGUUUUGUUUGAAUGGAGAUUUAAGUAUUGCAUACUCAUUGUUUAACAAAAUGUUUAAGAGAGAUGUUAUGCCUGAUGUGGAGUCGUAUAGGAUUUUAAUGCAGGGUUUGUGUAGGAAGAGCCAGGUGAAUACUGCAGUUGAUUUGUUGGAGGAUAUGUUGAAUAAAGGGUUCGUACCAGAUACGUUGAGUUAUACUACAUUGUUGAAUAGUUUGUGCAGGAAGAAGAAACUCAGGGAGGCUUAUAAGCUUCUCUGUAGAAUGAAAGUUAAGGGUUGCAACCCUGAUAUUGUACAUUAUAAUACGGUCAUAUUAGGAUUCUGUAGAGAAGGACGUGCAAUGGAUGCUUGUAAGGUUCUAGAGGAUGUGUCUUCCAAUGGGUGCUUGCCUAAUUUGGUGUCUUAUAGGACUUUGGUCAGCGGGUUAUGUGAUCAAGGGAUGUUUGAUGAGGCGAAGAAAUAUAUGGUUUUAAUGCUAUCGAAGGGAUUUUCUCCACAUUUUUCAGUUUCCCAUACUUUGAUAAGGGGCUUUUGUAAUGUUGGUAAAGUUGAAGAUGCUUGUGGAAUACUGGAAGAACUGCUUAAGUUUGGGGAAGCUCCACAUAAGGACACAUGGGUAAUUAUAGUUCCUAGGAUUUGUGAAGUGGAUAAGACUGAGAGAACAGAGGAGAUUUUGAACAAGGUUAUGAAGGUAGAAAUAAAGCGUGACACAAGAAUAGUAGAGGUAGGUAUUGGUUUGGAGGAUUACUUGAUUAGGAAGACACUAUCGAGAUCACCCAGAAUGUCGUCGACUCCAAAGGUAUCAUCGGAAGAGCAACAAAAUGAGGAGACAGCUCUGCCUCCGUCUGUUAAAUUCGGUACACCUGAGGCCUUAGCCUAUGUCCGUACUCUAACAGACGUAGGCGCCAUGACGCGUCUACUCCACGAGUGCAUCGCUUACCAACGGGCGCUGGACGUCGAUCUUGACAACCUCCUCUCGCAACGCAGUGACCUCGACAAGCACCUUCUCCAACUCCAGAAAUCCGCUGAGGUGCUGGAAAUAGUGAAGGCUGAUUCGGAUCACAUGUUCUCUAACGUCCGCUCCACCAGCGAUCUCGCUGAUCAAGUUAGCGGCAAAGUCCGAGAGCUUGACUUGGCUCAGUCUCGAGUCAAUGACACUCUCCUUCGCAUUGAUGCUAUCGUGGAACGGAACAAUUGUUUGGACGGCGUUAGAAUUGCUAUGGAUGAAGAAAACUUCGAAGCCGCGGCCAAUUAUGUGCAAAGGUUUAUCGAAAUUGAUGGCAAGUACAAGGACUCAGGAUCUGAGCAAAGAGAACAAUUAAUGGGGGCGAAAAGGCGAUUGGAAGGAAUCGUUAAGAAACGCGUGUUAGUGGCAGUGGAUCAAAGAGAUCACGGUACGAUCUUAAGCUUUAUAAAGCUUUAUUCACCAUUAGGAAUAGAAGAGGAAGGAUUACAAGUGUAUGUAGGGUAUUUGAAGAAAGUUAUAGGGAUGAGAUCAAAGAUGGAGUAUGAUAAUUUGGUGGAGUUGAUAGAGCAGAGUCAAGAUGAAACCAAGGUUGAUUUUGUUUCCUGUUUGACUAAUUUGUUUAAGGAUAUUGUGCUUGCUAUUGAGGAAAAUGAUGGGAUUUUGAGCGGUUUGUGUGGAGAGGAUGGGAUUGUUUAUGCUGUAUGUGAGUUACAAGAGGAGUGUGAUUCAAGAGGGGGUAUGAUUUUGAAGAAAUAUAUGGAGUGUAGAAAAUUGGCUAAGCUAGCAUCUGAGAUUAAUGCUCAAAAUAUGAAUCUACUAACUGUGGGUGUGACUGAAGGUCCUGAUCCGAGAGAAGUUGAGUUGUAUCUGGAAGAAAUUUUGUCAUUGAUGCAGUUGGGUGAGGAUUAUACUGGAUUUAUGGUGUCUAAGAUUAAGAGUUUAAGUUCUGUGGAUCCGGAGUUAGUACCACGAGCUACUAAGGCUUUUAGGAGUGGAAGUUUUAACAAGGUUUUGCAGGAGAUUACUGGGUUUUAUGUGAUUUUUGAAGGAUUCUUUAUGGUGGAGAAUGUGAGAAAGGCUAUUAGGAUUGAUGAACCUGCACGUGAUAGCCUUACCACAUCUAUGGUAGAUGAUACUUUUUAUGUUAUUCAGAGUUGUUUGAGAAGGGCAAUAUCUACUUCAAAUAUUAGCUCUGUGAUUGCUGUCUUGAGUGGUGCAACUAGUUUAUUAAGCAAUGAAUACCAUGAGGCAUUGCAACAGAAAACAAGGGAGCCAAACCUUGGGGCAAAAUUGUUCUUGGGUGGUGUUGGUGUGCAGAAGACUGGCACAGAGAUUGCAACAGCUUUGAAUAAUAUUGAUGUGAGUAGUGAGUAUGUCCUGAAACUAAAGCAUGAGAUUGAAGAGCAAUGUGCAGAGGUAUUCCCUGCACCUGCUGACAGAGAAAAGGUUAAGUCUUGUUUAUCUGAGUUGGCCGAUUUGAGUAAAACUUUCAAGCAAGCCCUGAAUACUGGCAUGGAACAACUCGUGGCAACCAUAACACCCCGUAUCCGUCCAGUUUUGGACAAUGUUGCAACCAUCAGCUACGAGCUAUCAGAGGCUGAAUAUUCUGAUAAUGAAGUUAAUGAUCCAUGGGUUCAGAGGCUUCUCCAUGCCGUUGAGACAAAUGCAGCAUGGCUCCAGCCACUGAUGACUGUGAACAAUUAUGACACAUUUGUUCAUUUGAUCAUUGAUUUCAUUGUUAAGAGGCUUGAAGUGAUCAUGAUGCAGAAAAGGUUCAGUCAACUUGGUGGCCUGCAGCUUGACAGAGAUGCUAGGGCUCUGGUAAGCCAUUUCUCUAGCAUGACUCAGAGGACUGUUAGAGACAAGUUUGCUCGCCUUACACAAAUGGCAACAAUUCUCAACUUGGAAAAGGUAUCUGAGAUUCUGGAUUUCUGGGGCGAGAACUCUGGUCCUAUGACCUGGAGGCUAACCCCAGCUGAGGUUAGGCGAGUUCUUGGUCUAAGGGUUGAUUUUAAACCUGAAGCAAUAGCUGCUCUGAAGUUGUAAAACUUCCCGUUUCAUAUUCUUCUAUUAUUUUCCCGUUAAGUGUAAUAGCAAACCCAUACCAUGCACCAACUAUAGAUAGUCUGGCUAGUUCUUUGGGUUUAUUUUUUUCUUUUUUACGAGUUUUCUCGGUGGCACCACCUCAAAUCUGUUGAUUGUCCAAUUUUGAACCUCCCAACCAGUGCUUGGAUGACGCACAAUCAUUUGAUUAUAUUGUCCUCAUAGGAAAGCAUUAGUGGUACAGAAAUUUUACUGGGAGUUUGAUGUGUAUUUCUUAGUCGUUUUUUCAGCCAUGGACUAGUGAUGGAUUGUGGCACUGUGCCGACUGUAGGGUAAGUGUUUUUUUUAUUUUUGAUAAUAAAAAAUUCUUAUUUGAA
Messenger RNA from Mangifera indica (mango), 4063 nucleotides. Its product is annotated as conserved oligomeric Golgi complex subunit 4-like. The transcript is spliced from 3 exons. The record is from RefSeq and is a predicted model, not a curated record. Gene Ontology annotation, molecular function: protein binding. Bases 24 to 3689 code for a protein of 1221 amino acids. Lineage: Eukaryota; Viridiplantae; Streptophyta; Magnoliopsida; Sapindales; Anacardiaceae.